Messenger RNA from Syngnathus acus (greater pipefish), 1821 nucleotides. RefSeq names its product alpha-N-acetylgalactosaminide alpha-2,6-sialyltransferase 2-like. The record is from RefSeq and is a predicted model, not a curated record. Lineage: Eukaryota; Metazoa; Chordata; Actinopteri; Syngnathiformes; Syngnathidae. The transcript is spliced from 9 exons. Gene Ontology annotation, molecular function: sialyltransferase activity. The coding region runs from base 261 to 1571 and encodes 436 amino acids.
AGCGUACAUUACUUUUUUGUUGACAAACCUAUGAAAUAUAGAAAAUGACCUAGUAAGAUAAUUUUCAGUACUCUUUUACCUGUUAUUCAACACCACUAACUUGACAAACAGUUUAUAAGUAGUAGAUUUUAUUCCUUGAACUUACGUGGUUGACAGCAUAUGAUGCCCUGCCUAGUUUCUGGUUUUGGAAGUAUUGGCAGAGCACUUGUAUCUGAGCACCAAAUUUUUGAUUUGAGCAGGCCGUGCACAUUGCUGUCACUAUGAGCUGCCGCAAAUUGAGUAUUUUUGCUUGGCUGUUUGUCACCUCCAUUGGAAUUGUCUUUUUUAUUUAUUUUCAGGAAAACCUAGCAGUGUACAAGCUCACUUUCUCUUUGAACUUUAAGACUAUCAUCUCAAAACAGGAUUAUGAGGAAAACACCACCAGAGUCAUGACCUUAAAUGUCACAGGUCGUUCCGAAUCAGUGCCUGUCACAGAGUUUGAACAAGAGACAGAAAAUGCGUCUACACCUGGCAUCGAUCCCGAGACCCCCAUGCCCAUCCUCUUUGAAGCCAACUUCUCCAAACUUCCCAUUUGGGAUUUCGAAGACGUAUACAACCAGGAUGCUGCACCCAUAAACACAGUGUGUCCACAAUCUUUGAGGAAUUCCAUGGACGUGAGCUUCAAGAAAGUGUUCCUCCCCAAAAUACGCUUGUUCCUACACAAGAACAACCUCAACAUGAGCGAGUGGAACAGACUCUCGCAUUUCAACCUUCCUUUUGGCUUUAUGGAUUUCUCUUAUAAUGAUGUAAUGUCCUCAGUCAAGUUGAUCCCAGUGCCAAAGGAGCCUUUCCUCUCUCCAAAGGCUGGCGGCGACGGUUGUAUUCGUUGCGCCGUGGUGGGCAACGGCGGCAUCCUGAAUGGCUCCAAUAUGGGGAAAGAAAUCGACGCGCACGAUUACAUCUUUCGGAUGAACGGCGCAGUCACUGAGGGUUGCGAGGAUGAUGUGGGGAACAAAACGUCCGUCUACUUCCACACAGCUCACUCCAUCACUGCGUCUUUGUAUUUGUUCAAGAAAUACGGCUACAAGUCUGCCCCCCACGAUGAGGGCAUCAAAUAUGUGAUGCUUACAGAGAAAAUGAGGGACUUCCAGUGGCUUCAAGGACUCCUCCGUGGAGAGAGGGUGCAGUUUGGCCCGUACAAAAACAAUGAACCCCGGACGUUCUACUCAGGGCAGUACAACGAAAGCCGUUUCUACGUCCUGCAUCCAGAUUUCUCGCGAUAUUUGCGCAACAGAUUCCUUAAAUCUCCUUUCCUGAAUAAAACUUUCUGGCAUAUUGUCCGACCCACCAAUGGUGCUUUUGCACUCUUCCUGGCUCUCCACACGUGUGAUAUAGUUGAUGCAUACGGCUUCAUCACGAAAGACUACACGAAAUACCCCUCCUACUAUUUCCAAAAGCAUGAAAAGAUCCGUAUGAUUUUGUACGUAAAUCACGACUACCAUCUGGAAAGGAAAACCUGGGAGAACCUGCACAACAGUAAAGUUAUGCGUCUCUAUCAAAGAACUGAAAAGGAACCCCAUCGAAAGACCUAACUGGAAACAAAUACUAAAGUGGCAGGUUAUGGCCAGUCCUCUGCUGGCCUAAACACUACCAAAAAUCAAUGAGCAUUUGUAAUUAACACAUUGUUUUUUUUUCCCAACAGUCCAUUCUUUUUCUUCAAACUAUAAUAGAUGAAAUAGUAAACUUCAUAGUAGAUGUAUUCAAAUCUGCGGCAGCCUUAAUUUUCACCAGGAGGGGUCGCUGUUACCCACUCUUAAAAGAAAUCACCCUUUUAACAAACAG